AUGUUACAUAGGGGCCUGGAGUUCAGGUUUUCCCCUGCAUACAUAGCGGAAGGAUGCGGGUACAGCUUUGACGAAGUGCUCGACAGCGUUUUCGAUGGCAUAGAGCAGGCGAAGCAGCGAAUUACCACCCCUUUCGAGGUUGGAGCAAUUUAUAUUGGCGAAGUUGGUAUCCACGACAAAUUUCCUUUUGAAGAAUCCGUCGAUUACUUCUUGCAACAUCGUGAAAAAUUUAUUGGGUUCGACAACGCUGGUUACCCUGCGCCAUUUUCUCCACACGUGGCACAAUUUAAACGCCUUGUUGAUGCGGGUAUAAACUUAACCCUCCAUGCGGGUGAGACUCCUCCAGAUUGCAACGAUCGCUUGGCUACUGCGCUUGACCUCGGCGCCAAGCGUAUAGGCCACGGCAUUGAGUGCGUGAAAUCUCCAGCGAUGAUGAAGCGGCUAAUCGACCAGGAUGUGAUAUUGGAGGUGUGCCCCAAGUCGAAUUGGAUUACCAACCCCGCCAUCAAUAUGGACGACCACCCAAUAAGAAGAAUUUACGACGCAGGCGUCAAAAUAUGUAUCAAUACCGACGAUCCUAUGAUGAUGACCAACAGCCUGCAUGAGGAAUACGAUCUGCUCUUUACCCAUUUAGGUUUCGGUUAUGAAGAUUUUGUGAAGAUGAAUACGUGGGCGCUGGAGAAGUCCUUCCUCAGUAGGGAAGCCAAGCUAAAACUCAAGGAUACUUACUUCCCCGGCGCCAAGAUAUAG
Babesia ovata is the source of this 750-nucleotide messenger RNA. Its product is annotated as adenosine deaminase. Bases 1 to 750 code for a protein of 249 amino acids. Gene Ontology annotation, cellular component: external side of plasma membrane; cytosol. Lineage: Eukaryota; Apicomplexa; Aconoidasida; Piroplasmida; Babesiidae. The transcript has 3 exons. Gene Ontology annotation, biological process: adenosine catabolic process; negative regulation of adenosine receptor signaling pathway; inosine biosynthetic process. Gene Ontology annotation, molecular function: adenosine deaminase activity. The record is from RefSeq and is a predicted model, not a curated record.